AUAACUGACAGUGUCACAACACUUGCAAAGUCUCAGUUGAAGAGAGGAACUUCUGUGGCAUAAAUAUCAAUGAAGAUAUACCUCCUAAAUCUGAGUGCAUACACACAUCCUCGACGCUAUGAAGAGACUGUACUUGAUCGAGCCGAUCGUCGCGAUUUACGCGUUUGCCAGUUUUAUGGUGUAUCCUCUCGUACAGCAGUACGUGUAUCGCAGACUGUGGCUGGAGAUCACAAACUCAUCUUACCCGGUGUCCAACGACACUUCCCGAUGCGCCGCCAACAGCAGCAACCACACCAGCCAACAAGAGGAGGUGCAGAAAGCCGCUUCUCUGUUCUCUAUGUUCAGUGAAUUGUCUUCCUUGAUCCCCAGUCUCAUAGUGACCCUCCUCCUGGUGGCCUACAGUGAUCAGCGCGGGCGAAGGAUCACCAUUAUUAUGCCCCUCGUUGGGUCUCUGAUCUACACGCUUUCAUUCCUGGCCGUCUCCUUCUUCGAGCUAAACCUGUAUCUCCUCAUUGGCGCCUCUUUUGUUAGUGCCCUCUUUGGUGGUAUCAGCACCAUGCUAGGCGGCUGCUUCGCCUACGUGGCCGAUUUAUGCGCGGACGACAAGCAGAAAACCAUUCGCAUGGCGGUGGUGGACAUGAUGAUUGGCUUGUUGGCGGGUGUGGCGUCAAUCUCCACUGGGUACUUCCUGCAUGCGACCGGUUUCAACUGGCCUUUCUUCACGUCAGCCAUGUUUCAGGUGGUUAACUUGCUAUACGCUAUCUUCCUCCUGGAGGAAACCAGGGUGAUUGACAGCUCAGAGACUGUGGCUUGUUGCCAGGCCCUGAAGAAACUAGCAUGUGGUAUCUACUGCUUGUUUUCAGGAGAAAGUACUCGAAAAAAAUGGGUUCUUGCGCUGCUGAUUGUUACGUUUUCCUCCUUAUCUUUUGUCAAUACCGGGGGUUUGUCCAUGACAACACUUUAUGAACUCAAUAAGCCGCUGUGCUGGACCGAGAUCCUCGUGGGCUAUGGCUCUGCGGCCAGCACCUCCAUUUUCAUCACUAGUUUUCUCGGUGUGUACUUGUUCUCUCUCUGCCUGCCUAACACAGCUAUCGUCCUCAUCGGGAUGCUGUCAAUCGUUAUAAGCAUGUUGAUGACGGCUUUCGCAAAGACUACGCUUAUGAUGUUCCUCGUAAGGAUUCCUGCUAUGUUUGCCAUCAUGCCGUUUCCCAUCCUGCGUUCGAUGAUGUCAAAGGUCGUCUCAAAGUUCGAGCAGGGAGCGCUCUUUGCCUGUGUGGCUUUUAUGGAAAACCUGAGCAGCAAUGUGUCCUCUGCGGUUUUUAGCAAAAUCUAUGCAGAAACUGUAGCAUGGUGUCCAGGCUUUGUCUUCCUAUUGGGUGCUGGACUCAGUGUCAUUCCCAUAAGCCUACUGGGCAUCCUUAGGUUUUUCCAUCCAUUGGAUUCUAAUGACACUCAAGCACUUUUAUCAGAAGAUGGGACAGAAGCUUCAGACGACCCACCUGUAGCUUAAAUCCAAAGGGAGUUCAAAUACCUCAGUCAUUCACUUCAAAUCCCCUGUGUGUUUAUUUACUUUCCUCAUACUGACACAGGGAGAUAAACUAAGAACUGGAUACAACUGAGCACAUGUGAAGCCAAAAGUCUGUUAUUAGUAUUUUCAGCCAUAAAUAUGUUUUUUUUUUUUUUUUUCGUGAAAUGCAGUAUAUGAUAAUAGUGGUUUUAGGGAAGAUCACAAAAGAAGGGAACAUAAUUUUAUAUUUCUAAAAGGGAAUAUAUUUAAUAAUAGUAAUUUCAGUUUGCAUUUCUAAAAGGAAACAUUAGCAGCUUGCAAGGCUGCAACAAAAUGGGAUUGAAGUUUAAGGUACGCUAAGUUAAAUUUUAAGGUUCUGUGUCAUCUGCAAACAAGAAUCAAUGCAUAUUAACUGUGAAAGGCUUCUAUAAAUGUUUAAAUCUAUGCAAUGAAGAUAAGUCCAAUCACAAUUCAGGAAGCAAAUAGAUGUAAGAAAGAAGACCAGUCAAAUUUAGUAUGCAAAUAUACCAAUGAAACCAUCACUUGCAAUAUUCUUUAAAGAAAUGUAAGAUUAAAUGUCGAAAAUCAAGGUUAUUCUGAAUUCAUUAGUUGUAUGUACUACUGAAUUAAUUGCAGACGUGUAUUACUUAGAAGAAAUAUCAGUACAUGGCUGCCUUACAAGUACAGUAAUUAUCUAAAGUUUGGACUGAUGUGCAAUACGUUCUUGUUCUGUUUAGAGUAAAAGAUUUAUACAUUUUAUAAGACACAAUUUCAGAUGUUUUUUUUUUUUUUUGUUGUUAUCUCUGCUUUUUAAAGUGUGGCAGGUUUUCAAUAGUGUCACACUGGUCUCAGGUCUGAGUCGUGAGCAAUUCAGUCUGGCUCUGAUCUACCAUUCACCUUUUAUGGGCCUGUUGUCCUGUGUAAUGUGGUGUGGUGCUAAAUUGAUGUGUUCUAGAUAACAUUCUAUACUCCAAAAAACAAAUCGAUUGGUGUAGAUCUGUUUACUUUGUUUGGAUGCUUUGCAGUGGAAAAAAAAAGAUUUUUGAGGACUGGGUAGAUUGAUUUUUGUACGUAUACCCCAUACUUGUGCUCCUACGCACUGAAACCAUACGCAAUUGGAAAGCAUACUGAACUAUUACUACUAAAACAAACCAGUCCAGCUCAUCUAUUUAUACAAACAUGCUCAAACCCUACUAUGGAAACAAAGUUUUUUAUAUAAUAAAAUAAAAUUGCUAUAAAUCAAAUGGC
Messenger RNA from Pimephales promelas (fathead minnow), 2755 nucleotides. RefSeq names its product lysosomal proton-coupled steroid conjugate and bile acid symporter SLC46A3. The record is from RefSeq and is a predicted model, not a curated record. Gene Ontology annotation, biological process: vacuolar transmembrane transport. Gene Ontology annotation, cellular component: lysosomal membrane. Gene Ontology annotation, molecular function: transmembrane transporter activity. Lineage: Eukaryota; Metazoa; Chordata; Actinopteri; Cypriniformes; Leuciscidae.